Messenger RNA from Klebsormidium nitens, 1002 nucleotides. The record is from the annotation of a GenBank genome assembly. Lineage: Eukaryota; Viridiplantae; Streptophyta; Klebsormidiophyceae; Klebsormidiales; Klebsormidiaceae.
AUGCGGGACAACGACUGGACUCAGGAGGAGAUCUUUGACUGCACUGAUGGCUUGGUCAUACAAAGCUCAGGCGGCUCGAGGAGCGGUCUUUUUGUGGCUAUCGAGACAGCAUACAAUGGCCACCACAAGCUUCACCUCAGGCCAGAUGACAUCAUGCUGGCGAUUGCUCAGGGGGUCGGUGCGCACCUCUCUUACGGAGAGAAUGCUGAGAAGUACCGCCAGGUUUUUGUGGACCAUGAGGGGAAAGAGCAGAUUAAUGUUGACGCAAAAUUCUUCCUAACAGGUGAUUCCCGCUUCCUCUACUGGCCCUGCUGCGUCCAAGCCGUCGUCAACGAGCUGACUGAGCGCGUCAAGGGGGACACGUGUCAGCUCCUCUUGAACGACUUUUCAACGACUGACGCCGUUUCUCGAACGGCCAGCCAGGUCGUUCUGAUGGACACCAUGAAGCAUUAUUUUGAGUAUGGCUUCUCCUUUUCAUGCGGUAUCCCUGAGAUCGAGUUGCACGGCACGUUGGAUGAUUGGCAUACGCUAUUGGCUAGGGCACGUGCGCUGCGCGCGCUGGAGAUCGGCCUCGACUGGUGGCUGGACGUUCUGGAGCCGGUCCUCGAGAAGCUCAUUGAAACGUACUCGGGAAACGUGGACGAGGAUUGGUGGAGCCACGUAUUUACCCGGGAGGAGUUCAACGGUUCCGGCGGGGGGGUGUUCUUUGACGGGUGGUUCCAGGCAUUCUUUCCGUACACCGUGAAGGGAAAGCAGGCCCGCUUUGGACGCUUGGAUGCUGGGGACGUGCCGAGCGGGAUGGUUAAUUGUCCGUUCACAAUCAUUGAAAAUGGUCGUCAGACGGACAGCGAGCUCGUGGCCGGGAGCUUUGGCGCCCGGGUGACGGAGGACGGCGGGGUAGCGCCCUACAUCGGAUGGCUCGUGAAAAAGAAGGGAGAGGAGGAGGCUCCUUUCUAUGAUAUGGACGAGGCAUACGCUGCAGAGUUAGGAAAGUUGAAGUGA